Messenger RNA from Grus americana (Whooping crane), 1572 nucleotides. It is a transcript of the gene SAMD3, whose product is annotated as sterile alpha motif domain containing 3. The coding region runs from base 10 to 1572 and encodes 520 amino acids. Gene Ontology annotation, molecular function: protein binding. The transcript is spliced from 10 exons. The record is from RefSeq and is a predicted model, not a curated record. Lineage: Eukaryota; Metazoa; Chordata; Aves; Gruiformes; Gruidae.
UACCUGAAGAUGGAAAAUUGGUCGGUUGAUCAAGUCUGCAACUGGUUGAGACAGAGUAAUUUAGGAGAACUAGUUCCUAAGUUUCGUGAAGAAGAAGUAAGUGGAGCAGCUCUUUUGGCUCUUAAUGAUCGUAUGGUACAGCAGCUGGUGAAGAAGAUUGGGCACCAGGCAGUGCUGAUGGACCUAAUUAAUAAAUACCAGCAACAAAAAAGUGGGCUAGAAUCCCUUACAUACUGCUGUGAAACAGCUUCUCCAAAAUAUCCAGAAGUAAUCAGUGGGGUUACUGACAGACAAAUGUUACAUUCUGCUUGUCCUGUGGAGCAGAAAAAAUAUCUGUGCUUGACUAAAAGUGAAGGAGGACUAAUUGAUCACAGAGUGCUAAAGCAAAAAAAAAAUCUGAAAUCAUUUUUUGCAAGAUACAAGACAUUGCAGUGGACAAGUUCUUAUGCUUUGCCAGACUUCCCUUAUGAUGUCAAAUGCAUAUUAGCAGAAAAAAAAUGCCCUGAUCACAGUAUGAGAAUAAGGAUUAUUGAAUUUUUGCAAGCAGACAUGACAAAAUACCUAGGAGGAUCACUGUAUCCGAACAGUCAGCAAUAUAACAUUGUUGUCAAUGCUCUGCUGCAGGCGUACCCAUUCCUCGAUGAAGAUGGGAAUGGCUUUUUGCUAUGGAAAAGGGCCCUUAAAGAUCGUUUCAAAUAUGUGCGAAGACCCAUUGAAGAUGAUGAGCAAGUCCUGAGGAACAAAUGCAAAUUUGGCCACAGGCGAGGACAGACCAGGAAAUCUUCUUGUGCUGAAAACAAACCUGAUGACGUCCGGGUGCAAGUAGAGGAAGAACCUGUUCAUCUUGAAGGCAGUGCAAUGGAUGUGAACAUUAAGUGGCUUAAGCAAGAAUAUAUGAAAACUCAGAGAAACUGGAAAGAAGUGGAUAACAGAAUGAAUGUGACAAUAGAAAUACGGAGGAAGAUGAUCAGCGAUAAGGCACCUUUAAAAGACAUUCUUAGACUAUUUCCUUUCUUAAGAUGCCCUUAUCAGCUUUUUAGGGAGUUCCAGCUUCUCACGCACAUGGACAUUUAUAAGAAAACAGUUGAGAUUUUGGAGAUUUAUUCGGAAAACAUAUUAUCUUUGUAUGCGGUGAGGAAUAAUCCAAUUAACAUUAUGCUGCAAGAAAAUCUGAAGCGGCACACAGAGGAAGAUAUUCUGAAAUAUAUGAAAAUGACUGCUGCGUGUUUACUCCUGCCAGAUGUCUUUGGAGACGAUUCCAGUCUGUUUGUUGCAGUGAAUGAGGAGGUGAAGGUGGCGACACCGGUGUUGGAAGUCAAAAAUCCCUUCAAUGUGAAUUCAUGUGAGUUUGCACUGUACAUAGAAAGAGAAGAGCUAGCCCAGCUCGAUGACUGCACCAUGGCCCUGGCGGCGCUGGUGGCUGCAUUCCACGUGUUCGACAUCCCAUGCCCAAAGAGAAUCCACAGGACCCUCAGCUUCCUGGAGUCCCUGGUCUUUGAGGUGAGGAGCCCAGCAUCCCUGCCCACCCAGGUCAAGAGAGGGCUGGAGGUACCCGUGCAUCCCAGUAUCUGA